AACCAACCACCGCGGUCACAUCUCCUCUGCUAAAUCCUACAUUGCCAACAGCAAUGUUUUUAUAUAGCAGUGAGGGAUAAAAUGGAAUCGGUAGUGCGGGUUAACAUGAAAUCUAAAAAUUGUUACAAAAUUUUCUCGUCAACUUAUUGGGGUAAGAUGGGAAAUAAUUUAAUUAGUUGUUGAAGAUAACGUGCGCCACAUUUGUAGUAUUGCUGGUAUAUGUGGUUGUAUGGACUAAAUUCAUCGACUGCGGUUGAUGCUUGAUAAAAGUACAAGUUUUUUCCAUACGUGCAGCAACAAUUUUGCAGGUUACUCAACGCGAUUCACUUUAUUCGUACCUUGGUUUAUAAUUAGAUCAGCACCUGUGAUUCUCUUUUAGGCGAAAGUUUUCGAACGAAAUCAUGGACAAGUCUAUGAAAAAAAGAAAUGUACCACCUCUCAUAGAAAAAGUUUUAGCCAUCGAUGUUUACUUAACUAAUCUCCUAGUCAAGUGGAUUGAACAAUUUUUAGCCUUUAGGCAGCUAAGAACUCACUAUAGAUUGUUAGAGAUUUCUUGUCAUGGCUUGAUCUGGCUCCCAUGUUGGAUUGGCUUUGUGUGGAUUCUAAGCAGUCAAAACUUGUACCAAAUGCAAGUCAAUUUUUUCAUUGGUCUAAUUCUAGAUAUUAUAGUGGUUGCUACAUUAAAAGCAGUUACCAGAAGACGCAGACCUGCUGCAACAGUUUCAAAUAGUAGUUCAUUUGAUAUUGGACCUGAUAAAUUUUCAUUUCCAUCUGGACAUGCAUCAAGGGCCUCGUAUAUUGCCUCUUUCUUUUUAUUCAAUUGGCCAGUACAUUUUAUAUUUGUGCCGCCUCUGUUGUGCUGGGCUUCCAGUGUUUGUAUCUCAAGAAUUUUAGCAAAAAGACACCAUCUUCUUGACAUUGUUGUUGGGGCGUUCUUAGGUUUUGUUGAAUCUUGCUUCAUUGGUUUAAUUUAUUUGGAAAAAGAUACAUGUACAAAUAUAAUAUCGUGGCUUACUGAUGAAAAGUUGGAUGGAGGAGAAUAUCACGUUUAAAAAUAUUAUACGAUCAUACUAUAUUAAUAUGCACA
Molecule: messenger RNA, 1087 nt
Organism: Copidosoma floridanum
Lineage: Eukaryota; Metazoa; Arthropoda; Insecta; Hymenoptera; Encyrtidae
Product: polyisoprenoid diphosphate/phosphate phosphohydrolase PLPP6
Molecular function (GO): sphingosine-1-phosphate phosphatase activity
Source: RefSeq, a predicted model, not a curated record